AGUGGCGCGGCGGAAGCCGGGAGCGGCCGUGCGGAAGCGGCGCAGCCGUCAUGGAGCUGAGCGAGAUGCUCUACAACAAGUCCGAGUACAUCGAGACGGCGUCCGGCAAUAAAGUGAGUCGGCAGUCCGUGCUGUGCGGCAGCCAGAACAUCGUUCUUAACGGCAAGACCAUCGUUAUGAAUGACUGCAUCAUCCGUGGUGACCUGGCAAAUGUUCGGGUGGGCCGGCACUGCGUGGUGAAAAGCCGCAGCGUCAUCAGACCACCCUUCAAGAAGUUCAGUAAAGGGGUGGCUUUUUUCCCUCUGCACAUUGGUGAUCAUGUCUUCAUAGAAGAGGAUUGUGUUGUCAACGCAGCCCAGAUUGGCUCCUAUGUCCACAUAGGCAAGAACUGUGUCAUUGGCCGGAGGUGUGUUUUGAAAGACUGCUGUAAGAUCCUGGACAACACAGUGCUACCUCCUGAGACAGUGGUCCCACCUUUCACCGUCUUCUCGGGCUGCCCAGGACUUUUCUCUGGUGAACUCCCAGAAUGCACCCAGGAGCUUAUGAUCGAUGUUACAAAGAGCUAUUACCAGAAGUUCUUGCCUCUCACUCAGGUGGCCUCAGCCAGGGCCUAACACCGAGCUGCCACUGAAGAUCUCAGACACCCAGCACUAUUAACAUUCCUUAGCUUUGGCCACUUUAUCCUGUCUUCUGAAGCAUCCCUCUGACCUGGGUUCAUCUCUACGCCGCUGCCAGCUUUGGAAGAUGGAGAGUCAGUGGGUUGCAGCAUCCUGCCCCAUUCCCAAGGGGAUGUUCAUUCCAGCGCACCACACUGAACCCUGACACUGAACCCAGGGGAGGCCUUUGUGUAGUCACAGUGGAGCUGCAGCUGCACGGGGUGGCACGGUCCUCAGGGAGGGAAUUCCCAGGAAACCCCUUCCUUCAGGAAUCCUGUACAAACACUGAGCACUCCAAACACCAA
Molecule: messenger RNA, 961 nt
Organism: Pogoniulus pusillus (Red-fronted tinkerbird)
Lineage: Eukaryota; Metazoa; Chordata; Aves; Piciformes; Lybiidae
Gene: DCTN5
Product: dynactin subunit 5
Exons: 7
Coding region: 51-614 (187 amino acids)
Cellular component (GO): dynactin complex
Source: RefSeq, a predicted model, not a curated record